AUGUAUGAUAUUCGAUCUUUCUACGAGGAUGAACACAUAUCUGCCUGGUUGUCAGAAACCCCAACAACAACUGGGGAAACCGAAGUUAUACUCAAAAAUAAACUUUGUCUUUUGAAUGAAAGAGAAUUCUGCAACGUAUUACUUUCGACCAAAAGAGUAGCUGAUAUAAUAAAAAAUGCGAUAAAGGUAAAACGUGUUGCUCUUGUUACUACUUCGAAUGAAAUUAUCAAACUCGUACCUUUGCACGGUCUCUCUAAUGAAUGGAAAAGUCUUGUGAAUACAAAAGAAGAAUUCAACGAAAAAUUUCCUGGUUAUAUAUCCUCUCGAAACGGCCCAAGGAGCACCAAUAAAACCCUUGAUCAGAUGCGAGAUCAAUUGACUCAAGGAUGCCAUCCCUCAAUGGAUUAUACCUUCAUUGGAAAUAAAGGAAAGGAUAGUUUAUUCGGAAAAAUAGUAAGGGGUGAGUAUGAACAGUGGCGAAUAUGGGAAGACAAGUGCCAUGUAGCAUUCCUUACGCCUUUUGGUAAUGCACCAGGAUUCACUGUUGUAGUGCCCCGUUGUUGGAAACCUAGUGACAUAUUCAGUUUACAAGACAAUGACUACGUUGCACUAUCAGCUGCGGUAUUUCUCGUUUCGAACGAAAUCAAACAUUCACUCAACAUAAGAAGAGUUGGAAUUAUCUUUGAAGGAAUGGAGGUGGAUUAUGCGCAUGCGAAACUCAUUCCAAUUCUUGAAGAUGAUAAUAAUAAAAUUGAACCUGAAGAACAAGAUUUCUCAAAUACUUACGAUGGAACAGUUUCUUCAAAAGUGGGACCAAGAGUAGCCUUAAAAUCUUUGCAAGAUACAAGGGAGGCAAUUGAUGUUAGUUUGCGAGACAGAAAAUCUUCCUAA
Messenger RNA from Priceomyces carsonii, 891 nucleotides. RefSeq names its product HIT family protein. Gene Ontology annotation, molecular function: catalytic activity. Lineage: Eukaryota; Fungi; Ascomycota; Pichiomycetes; Serinales; Debaryomycetaceae. The record is from RefSeq and is a predicted model, not a curated record. The coding region runs from base 1 to 891 and encodes 296 amino acids. Gene Ontology annotation, biological process: nucleotide metabolic process. The transcript has a single exon.